Messenger RNA from Drosophila pseudoobscura, 4671 nucleotides. It is a transcript of the gene lov, whose product is annotated as jim lovell. NCBI's taxonomy places the organism in Eukaryota, Metazoa, Arthropoda, Insecta, Diptera, Drosophilidae. The record is from RefSeq and is a predicted model, not a curated record. Gene Ontology annotation, molecular function: protein binding; DNA binding. The transcript is spliced from 4 exons. Gene Ontology annotation, cellular component: nucleus. The coding region runs from base 578 to 3853 and encodes 1091 amino acids. Gene Ontology annotation, biological process: regulation of transcription by RNA polymerase II.
CCCGUCCUGCCCGUCCUACCUAUUCGGCCCGUCUUUGUUUCUGUUUAUUUGUUGUUGUUCUGUGUGCACGCACCUGAUUAUCACCUGCAAGGCCGUGGAAGAGGGAAAUUUUAUGGCAGGUCGUGCGAGGGGCAAUUUGAGAGCAACUGAUCUCGACUGAUCCUGCUCCUGCCCACAAACACUGGGUACACAGAGUCGGACCGGCAGACACAUCGAGUGGUGGCUGGCGGUGUUUCGGGGUUGCAUGUGUGUGCGGGGUGCGGGUUGCGGGGUGCGGGGUGCGUGUGUGGUGCGUGGCGAGGGCAGCCCUUGCCUUGCCUCUCAUAGGUGCAUAUUUGCAUAGACCUCGCAUUCAGUUUGUUGCGAACCUUCGACGAGAUUGCAGACGGUCGCUUGUUCCGCACACGCGUGAAAGCCACCCCCUCUCCCCUUUUGAGCAAGAGAAAAAAAGGAUACUGUGUUCAGUCUUGGAUCAACGUUUAAAGUGUAUUCCCUACGGAUAUUCCCCUGAAAAUUGCUGCGAAAACUCGUAGAUGCGAGAAGCGGAGCUCAGCUUUGCACGUGACUGGAGCGGGGAAUGUUAAAGGACGCCGAGGAGUUGAUUAAACGCCGCACACUGACGUCGCGCCACAUGAACGACUUUGGACGCCAGGUGGCGGCCCUACCGUUGCCCCUGCCACUGCUGGCCAAGACCCCCACCAGCGAGCACGGCCCCAUGCACUCCACACCGCCCACAACGCCGCCCACGCCGCCGCCCCUGCCGCUGAACAUGAGCCAAACGGCCACUGGAGCGGCCGCGGCGGCCCACACAUCGCCAGCCGGACACAGUCCACCGGCCACGCCCACGUCGGUGGGCGGUGGAGCCGUGGUGGCAACGGCCCCGCAGGAUCACUACAGCCUGCGCUGGAACAACCACCAGAACCACAUCCUGCGGGCCUUCGACGCCCUGCUGCAGACCAAGACGCUGGUGGACGUGACCCUGGUCUGCGCGGAGACCUCCAUACGGGCCCACAAAAUGGUCCUGUCCGCCUGCUCGCCCUUCUUCCAGCGCGUGUUCGCCGAGACGCCCUGCAAGCACCCGGUGAUUGUGCUCAAGGACUUCCGCGGCUGGGUGGUCCAGGCGAUUGUGGACUUCAUGUACCGCGGCGAGAUCAGCGUGCCCCAGCAGCGGCUGCAGACCCUGAUCCAGGCCGGGGAGUCGCUGCAGGUGCGGGGACUCGUCGAGAGCUCCGUUCCGGAGCACACACCCACGCCAGCGGCGUCGCCCGACGACUUUGGCCUGCUCGAUGCCUCGAUGCUCUCAUCCAGCUUUGAGGACGACUCGCCGUCGAUGGUGCGAGCCUCUCAGGCAGCGGCAGCGGCUGCGGCGGCGGCAGCGGCGGCGGCUGGGAAGCUGAUCAUGCCCUCCAGGCAGCACCUCUUCGGCAACCACCCCGCGAGCUCGAUGGCGGCGCUGAGUCUGCGCCGGAAGAGGGAGCAGGAGUGCGAGCGGGAUCGCGAGCUCGAGAGCGACCAGGAGCUGGGCGGGAGCUCGCCGAUGCCCAGACGCAAGCAGGCGCGACCCCGCCGUCGCUCGGGCGACGUCUCGCACGACUUUGCCCUGAACAAGCCCGAGGCGGAACCCCUGCAAACUGUGAUCAAGCACGAGCUGCUCGAGAGAAUGGAGCGGGGCGAGGAGGAGGAGGAGGAGGAGGAGGGCCAGGGCCAGCAGGAGUCCUCGCGGGCCUCAGAGGCGUCCCAGGAGCAGCCGAAGGAGAAGCGGCCCAAGCCCGAGGACAGCGAGCAGCCUCUGAAUCUCAACGAGAGCCACCGGCACGAGCAGCAGCGGGAGCGGGAGCGGGAGCAGGAGCUGGAGGAGGAGGAGGAAGAGGAGCACGAGCAGGAUCAGGAGGACGAGGAGGAGGAACAGGACAUUGAAGAGCUUAUACACACGACGAACGAGCUGAGGCGCCAGGCGGCUGUGGCGGCCGCCAAUGCGGCAGCCAUGUCGCCUAUCCCCUCCCCCUGCCCCAGCGACGGGCCCGAGGACCUCUGCACCACCAAGAAGGACAAGGACACCAGCCACACCGGCCACACCGGCCACACCACCCACACCGCCCACUCAUCCGAUUGUGAAUCGAACAACAACAACAACAACAACAACAGCAGCAAGCUGCAGGACAACAACCAGCGGAUCAUGCUCUCCCUGAAGGACAUCCGACAGCUGAACGCCAACCCGAACGCCUCGUCUACGCCCAUCCACACGCCCACCAGCUGCUCGGCGGGGGGCAACGGACUGCUGAGCUUCCCGCCGCCUGGGAUGCGGCCGCCCGGCCUCCCGGACAGCCCGCCCUGCCACAUGGAGGCGCUGGAGGCCCAGAUGCACGCCGCAGCCGCUGCGGCCGUGGCUGCCGCCGGCGCUGGGGAGCAUCCCUUCCACCACAUGGAGCACCAGAUGGAGAUGUCGCUGGCGGCGGCGGCUGCGGCCGCUGCCAUGCACCAGCGGGACCCGCGAGACCCGCGCGACCACAGCGCCUUUGCCAACAGCAUGCUGGGGCCCAUGGGCAUGUCCCCCUUCGGGGGACCCAACGGCGGGCCGCCCGGCACCAGUGGCGGCCCCGGCGGCGGAUGUCCGGGCCAGGCGCCGCACGAGCGGCUCGAGGAGAGCAUGAACCGGCUCAGCAAGGAGCUGGGCAAGGAGUUCGGCAAGGACUUUGCCAAGGAGUUCGGCCCCUCCUCGCCGAUGAGCCUGCCCGGACACUUCAAUCAGCAGGACGGACAUCCUGGACACACGCAUCCGCCAUCGCCGCUGCCGUUUCCCGGCAUGUCCUCCGCCAUGACGCUGACGCCGCCGCACAUGUUUGGCCUGGACUCGCCGCUCGGCCUCUUUCCGCCCGGCAUCGAUCCCGGCAAGCUCUACAAUCCGCUCAUGGAGAUGAGCGAUCCGCGGGACAUGCCCGGCGGACCACCGCCGUUCCUCAAGAAGAAAAUGCCACGACCCAAGGGACAGCACUCGGCACCACGGGGCGGACCACCUCGCUCGUGGACCAACACAGAGCUGACGGAGGCCCUGCAGCACGUGUGGAACAAGAAGAUGACCACCUCGCAGGCCUCCCGCAUCUUCGGCAUUCCGUACAACUCCCUGCUGAUGUAUGUCCGCGGCAAGUACGGCAAGAGCCUGAAGCUGGAGCAGCUCCGCAAGGACUGCAUCAGCGGGCCACCCAUUGAGAUGCUCCAGAUGGGCAUCAGUGGGGGGGGCAGCGGGGGCGGCGGCGGCGGCUCCGGCAAGAGCGAGAAGAACAAGGACCGCAAGGACAAGGACAAGGAGAAGGGCUCCUCGAGCAACAACACCUCGGGCAGCUCGGGCAAUGGCAGUGGCAAUAGCAGUGGCAACGGCAACGGCAACGGACCCCACAGCGGCUCCGGCAGUGGCAACGGUCCCCUCAUGCCCCAUCCCAGCGACCUGGGCUCCUUGGGGCCACUCGACCUGGAGCUGGGACUGCCACUGGGUCCGCCGGGCGGGCCCCGGAGCGGCAGCUCGGAGCCUGAUCUGCUGGGCGGACCCAACGCCCUGUUCAAUCCCUUCAAUCCGCAAGGAUUCUACCCCGACUUCUCCGGCGGCUUCCCGGGACUGCCGUUGAGCAUGCUGAAUCUGCUGCCGCCGGCAGAGCGGCACCAUGCGGCGGCCGCCAUGCACCAUCUGGGCGUGACAAUGGACGAGGACUGCAAGUCGGUGGGCUCCAAGCAGUCCUCCUCCAUGGACGACGACUUUGCCGGCCAGGGCAUGUCCCUAUCGCUGGAGCAGCGGCGCGAGAUGGCUGCCACGGGGCCGCCCCUGACGCAGCUGAAUGGCGGGGGGGCAGGGCAGGAUUGAAACAUGUGGCGGGAUUGGGCAACCGGGGCUGCCAAUCCAAUAUACUUCCCGCCCUUCGAGCUCGACCAGGAGCAGAGUCCGGCACUGGGUCACCACAUGGCCUGUCGCGAGCUCAGCUUCAAGCCCGGCCCGCUCUUCAUGGCCCGGCGCAAGCUGAAGCGCUAUCGGGCCAAGCGGCCGCUGCAGCUCCAGAUGCAGAUGCAGGGCCCCCACCCGCACCCGCACCCGCCACCGCCGCCGCCUGCAACGUGCCCCGCCGCCCACGCUCUGCCACCGCUGCGGACUUGAAAACUGUGAACAGAAUCGAAAUGCAAUAUGUCUAUUCUUAACCGAUUAUUUAGUUUUGUUCGUAGCCCUAAGGACAAUAUUUGAUUAUGAUUUUGUUUCGUUUGAGCAAAGGAUACGAUUUGCUGGUGCUUUUAGUUCCUAUUCCCGACUCCCGGACUCCCGGACACCCGGACACCCGGACUCCCACCCCCUCACCCCGAUUGUACGAUAGUGUAUUUAUUGAUAUUAUUAUUUCGAGACUUGCGAUUAAUUUCCAUUUAAGUAAUCGAAUACGACAAAGCUUACAAAGCAUUUGAGGCAAUAUCUGCUAUUAUUAUUAUUAUUAUUAUUAUUAACAUUAUUGUGUAUUAUUUAAGUUUUAUAUCGAACGGUAUAUAAUCAAAAGUGCAAGCCAGGUUUAAGAGAGUGUUGUAAAUACGCAGAAGUAACCAAACAAGCCGACAGCAUUAGACGGACUCCAGGGGUUGGGCUGUGGGUCCACAGAUUCCACGGCCACCACCGGCCGCCGCCACAGCCCUACCCCCCCCCCC